Zerene cesonia (dogface butterfly) is the source of this 666-nucleotide messenger RNA. Its product is annotated as phospholipid scramblase 2-like. Gene Ontology annotation, molecular function: phospholipid scramblase activity. The transcript has 5 exons. Lineage: Eukaryota; Metazoa; Arthropoda; Insecta; Lepidoptera; Pieridae. The record is from RefSeq and is a predicted model, not a curated record. Gene Ontology annotation, biological process: plasma membrane phospholipid scrambling. Bases 1 to 666 code for a protein of 221 amino acids. Gene Ontology annotation, cellular component: plasma membrane.
AUGAUGAUGCAAACUGCGCCGAUACCGGCCUCCGUCCCGCAAGAUGUUGACGUCAUCAAAGAGCCUCUCGUUGAGGUCCCAGACCCGAUAACUGAAAGCCAGGCCAGUCCAGAUACAGAAAAUGUGUUAAGUGAGCUAACCGAUGUGGACCGCCUGUUGAUCACCAAGCGUCUGCGAGUGAAGGCCGUUUUGUUCCUCCGGGGCAAGAAGAAUCGCUUCUCUGUCAGGACUCCAGAUCAGAACUUGGUUUAUACCGUUGAAGAAGAGAAUAGCUGGUGGGUGGGCUAUUUCUGCUAUGGUCUCCGACCCCUGCAGCUGAGGGUUUUCAACAGUUCCUCCGUCGAGGUGAUGAGAAUCAAUCGGCCCUACGCCUGCACCUCCAGAGUGUUCCCGUGUCAACUACAGAAUGUACAGGUAUUUUCCCCACCGGGUAGAAGGAUCGGUAGCAUAGAGCAGCAGUGGGCGCCGGUGCGACCCAUCUACCUGGUGCGGCGCGAGAACGGAGACGAGGCAUUUUGGUUACAAGGUCCACGGGUGACGAUUAGCUUCUUCAGGGACAUACAGUUCAGGAUACAGCGGGCGGACGGUGCGCACGUGGGCAGCACCUGCAAGCGCUGGCAGGGGCUGUUGCACGCUAUGUUCUUUGCGCCGGUCACCGAUAGGUAA